AUGCACGCAUUUUUCUCUUUUCCUUGGCUGCAGCUGGAUCUGGCACUGCAUUUGCGCCCUUUCUCGAAGCAAAUGGAAGCAUUAUGUUCUGAUGCGCGCAAAAUUCAGGUUUGCAGCAGCAGAAAAGAUCUGGCAAGAUUCCCUGCUUUCAAUGAUGCAGGGCCAAAGCACUCUGCAAGGGGCAUCUCCACGCAUAUUUUGUCUCUUUAUGGGCUCUUUGCAGAUGUGCUAUUUUCUCGGGAAAUUUUGCUUGCACUUUCAAGGAGCAGAGCCUUUUUAUGCGCAACUCCCGCCGGGUGCAUCGAUGCUCUGCUCCAGAAAGUGGGCACGGAUGGACUUGCUGGAAUGCUUGUGCAGAUGCACGGAGGCAGUUUCUUCCUGGAGAUAGAAAGUGCUUUUGACUGGCUUGGUGCGGACAGCACGGGGGAAAGAAGCAUGUGCUGGGCCUUUGUAGGCCUGGGACAAUUUCUCUUCUGCAGGCCGCCAGGGCGUCUGCGGGAGGGUAUCGGGCGUGGGGACUCUCCACAGAACGGCUGUUUAUCCCGCCCUUUGACGAGGAGCGUGCGCAUGCAUGGCCUUGCCCAUACGCGGCAUGUAUGCAUGCUUUUCCUCCGAAAGAGCGCGUCUUUAGGGGUAUUUAUCUUUUUUUUUCUUGUUGCGCAUGGAGAGAGUUCUUGA
Messenger RNA from Nematocida major, 678 nucleotides. RefSeq lists its product as uncharacterized. The coding region runs from base 1 to 678 and encodes 225 amino acids. The record is from RefSeq and is a predicted model, not a curated record. The transcript has a single exon. NCBI's taxonomy places the organism in Eukaryota, Fungi, Microsporidia.